Messenger RNA from Cydia splendana, 1500 nucleotides. Its product is annotated as luciferin sulfotransferase-like. Gene Ontology annotation, cellular component: cytoplasm. The transcript has 7 exons. Gene Ontology annotation, molecular function: sulfotransferase activity. NCBI's taxonomy places the organism in Eukaryota, Metazoa, Arthropoda, Insecta, Lepidoptera, Tortricidae. Gene Ontology annotation, biological process: sulfation. The coding region runs from base 156 to 1196 and encodes 346 amino acids. The record is from RefSeq and is a predicted model, not a curated record.
ACAAUAUCAGUCGAAGACUUGGCUCGCACAGUGUGCGCGGACGCCGAUACAAACGCGCGCGCUUUCGCUUUCCCUCGGUUUCACUUCCACGUUUAAAGUGUGACAAUUGUUUUAAUUAGAUCGUGAAUAAAAUACGACGGGUUAUAAAAGACAAAAUGGAUUUACAAAAUAAUAACAAGUUUCCCUUAGAAAUUAGGGAUGUAGAGCCCAAGUUGGGUGCGGAAUUAAUGAAGUAUUUUACAGGCGAGCACACCGGUUUCGUGCGAGUGGGCCCGAAAGGCUACUUUCUCCCGGACAAGUACAAGCAAGAGGCGCUGAACAUCUACACCAUGGAGGUGCGCCCCAGUGACAUCUUCGUGGCCAGUUACCCCCGAUCAGGUACCACUUGGACGCAAGAACUGGUCUGGAUGGUUGCAAACGAUUUGGACUAUGAGAAAUCCAACGCGAUUCCCCUCACCGAGAGAUACCCGUUUCUAGAGUUCUCAAUAUUUGUCCACCCAGUGAUGAAAGCGCGUUUCCACGAAGAAAACAGCCACAGUCCUGAGAAGCUGCGCCUACUGGAGCUUGUCUCCCAACCUGGAACAGAACAAUUGGCGGAAAACACCUCGCAGCGCUUCAUCAAGACUCAUUUACCGAUAUCCCUACUCCCCCCCACGCUGUUAGACAAGGGUCGGAUGGUGUAUGUCGCCCGUGACCCGCGCGAUGUCGCUGUGUCGUUUUACCAUCUGAACAGGCUGAUCAGAACACAGGGAUAUGUCGGGGACUUCAAAAUGUAUUGGAAUUUCUUCAUCAAUGACUUGCACCAUUGGACGCCAUACUUCGAACACCUUAAAGAAGCGUGGCAGAAGAGGCAUCAUCCUCGCAUGUUGUUUUUGUUCUAUGAAGAGCUCACUAAGGAUUUACCAGCGGCCGUCCGUCGCGUCGCUGCUUUCCUCGACAAGCAGUACUCUGACGAAGAGAUAGCUAAGCUCUGCGAGCACCUGAGCAUCGACAGCUUCAAGAAUAACAAGUCCGUUAACUAUGACGUCAUGAAGGAGCUUGGCAUUCUCAUACCGGGAGAGCAAGGGUUCAUUCGGAAAGGUAAGGCUGGCGGCUGGCGCGACUACUUCGACGAGGAAAUGACGCAGCAGGCAGAUCGUUGGAUCGCCGACAACCUCAAGGAUUCUGACUUUCGUUUCCCGCAUUUCUCUAUUUAGACAAUACCUAUCCAUGUGAUGUUAAUUAAGUGAUAACUGAUAUUGAUAAACUAAGUGUACCUAGUUAAUACAAAGGAAUAGUGUUGUAAAUAGUUUGGUAAGAAAAAGGCUUGUAAGAGGAUGUAUAAUCAUUUAUUCGAAUAAAAUGUUCUAUUUUAGUUAUUUCUUUGUAACACCAUGAUUAUUUAAGUUUACAUAAUAUGUAAGUACAGUAGCAAUUAAACAACAUCUAAUCCUUAAGCCUCGCGUAAAAAACAACCGCAUCACUAGAAUUUUCAUAAAUAAAACAAUGUCUCAGUCCUUC